AUGAUUGUUGUAUCGCGUGGAGCAGACACGGCGAUGAGUGGUGUUGCAGGCGGAGCCCAGCGGAAGGCUGUUCAUUGGGCAGUGCGUAUUGAAAUCAACGACAGGCCUCAUCACAAGUUACAAGCAAGUUACGGAAGCGGCGGCGGCGGUGGUCGACGGGUUCAGCACCCUCUCCCAUUUGCAAGUGUUGCGACUGAGAAUAAAAGUCAGUACUCUUUACCGAUGAGAAUAAUUGUAGAUUUACGAGUAAAUCCGUCCCUGGCUGUGUGUUUGCAGGUGCAACUGACGAUCCGCACGCUGCCGGAGCUGCCUGCUGGCGCCAACUACAAGUGCGUGUUCGGCGCGGCGGAGCCCAUCGACGCGGCGGUGACGGCGUUCGGGCUGUCGUGCCCGACGCCGCCCGUCGCCGGCCGCCCGGCCAUCCCGGAGGCGCGCGACCACGUGCUGGUGCCGCUGUCCGUGCGCUCGUCCGAGACCAACAAGGACUUCGUGAGCCGCAACUUCGCCUACUACGACUGCGGCCGCCACACGACGUGCAUGCAGUGCGUGCGCUGCCAGUGGGCGUGCAACUGGUGCGUGUACGAGAACAAGUGCACGCACAACACGUCGACGUGCCAGCGGACUGUCGUCAGCGGAGAGAACAAUCCUGCUCAGCUUGCAACGCAUGGGGCUAGUUUUUGCCCAAGAUUUCAUAGCCCAACUGGUGACAUUCUCCUUCCUAAUAAUGUGCCAAAGGAGAUUGUACUUGAGGUGGAUAAUCUGCCUCAUCCUCAAGUAGGACAUACAGGCUUCCAAUGUAUUGUGAAUAUUGAAGGAGCCAAAAUGAUGGUCCCAGCUAGAGUUGAAUCGAACCGCUUCAUCGUAUGUGACAGGACAACUUAUUCAUAUGAAGCCAACACAGGAGAGUAUGAAGCAAGUGUUACUAUUGUUUGGAAUCGUAAUCAUCAUGUGGACACUAUAAAUGUUACAUUAUACAAAUGUGACAUUCUUGGAUCACACCGUGAACAUCCUGAUUGUUCUCUGUGUGUAACACGAAGUGCAAAAUACCAGUGUGUUUGGUGUGGAUUGACUUGCAGUUAUUCUCAAAGUUGCCAGCACAUUCCAGUCAGUGAAUGCCCUAAACCCAGAAUAGAUAUGAUUAAGCCACUCAGUGGGCCUAUUGAAGGGGGAACUCUUGUCACAAUAGAAGGAAGUAAUCUUGGUCUUAAAGAAGAGGAUGUGAAAGGAAAAAUAAGUAUUGGAAGUACUCCUUGUGAACUGGUCCACUAUGAAGUAUCAGUUCGUAUAGUUUGUCGCACAGGUCCUUCAGAUGGUGAAAUUAUUGCUCCUGUCAUGGUGGGCAAUGAAGCUGGAUAUACGGAAUCUGCUGUUCAUUUUAGUUACAAGGAUGUUCAACUACUUGGAGUAUUUCCUCCAAUGGGACCUCAAAGUGGAGGUACCCAAUUGGCUAUAACUGGCCAAUACCUGAAUAUUGGUAGCAGUAUUUCUGCAUAUCUAGAUCAUUUGCCGUGUCAUGUGAAUUCUACACAAGCUUCAAGUAGUCGAAUUACGUGCAUCACAACUCGUUCAAGUGAACCUAUGCGUGUUCAGAGGUUGACCCUUACAAUUGAUGGAGCUAAUCGUACUUUGGAGAGUAAUCCUUUCAAUUAUACUCUUGACCCCACAAUAAUGGAAAUAAAACCCCUCACAAGUUUUGUAUCAGGUGGAAGAAUGAUAACAGUCCAUGGAACAAAUCUAGACACAAUAUUAAAGCCUGAAAUGGUUGUAUACAUUGAUGAAGAACCCACUCCUAUUAACAAAACAGUUUGCAGUGUGCUGAAUACUGCACAAAUGGAAUGUCCCUCUCCGCCAGUGAAUCGAAAGUUUCUUCUUAGUGCAAGACAACGUCGCUCUCCAAAUAAACCUUCCCGCUCCAUGCCAAAAUAUGGAACUGAUGCUCAAUUGCAAUUGCGAAUAGGUUUUAUUAUGGAUAAUGUUGAAUCAGUUAAAGAUUUGGAGAAACAUUUCCAAAAUCUUCGUUCACAUUUGCUGUAUGUUGACGACCCACAAUUCUUCCGUUUUCCAAACAUGAACAAACUUUACAAAGGAGACACAUUGGUUAUAGAGGGAGUGAAUUUGAACCUUGCCAGUGAUGAAUCAGACGUAAAUGUUACAAUUGGCACCCAACCUUGUAAUGUUACAUCCUUGGCAUCAACACAGCUGGUGUGCAGCCCACCUGAAGUUCAGCCAGCAGGCACUGAUGAAAUUGGUGUUAGGACUGAUACUAAUCUCCCAUUAGUAGUUGUACGUGUAGGCCGAAGUCUGCGAUUCUCCAUUGGAUUUUUGCGAUAUGAAGUGAUCAAGCCAUAUACAUUUCCUCCUGAAGCUAUAGCAGGAAUUGCUGCUGGAACAUGUUUUCUAGUUUUUCUGUUUGUUAUUGUGCUCUAUGUGUAUCGGCGGAAGUCUACACAAGCUGAACGUGAAUAUAAACGGAUUCAAAUUCAAAUGGACACACUCGAGAGUAAUGUGCGAUCUGAAUGUAAACAAGCAUUCGCUCAGAUGUGCACCUGGGACCCUCGUCGCAAUGCCAGCCCAAGACUGCUGCAUGCAUUUGCUGAACUCCAGACAGAUAUGACUGACCUCACUGCAGAUUUAGAAUCUUCAGGCAUUCCUACCUUGGAUCAUAAAAAUUACAUUAUGAAAGUCUUCUUCCCAGGUGUUAGUGAUCAUCCUAUUUUAAAUGAUCCCAAGAUUAGAGUGAAUGGUCCAAGAACAAACUAUGAUGCAGCAAUGUUGCAAUUUGAACAGCUGAUUAAUAACAAAUACUUUAUAUUGACUUUUAUUGAGACUUUAGAAGCACAAAAAUCUUUCAAUAUACGGGACAAAGUGAAUGUUGCAUCAUUACUAAUGGUGGUACUAAUGGGCAAAAUGGAAUAUGCCACUGAUGUGUUGUGUAGCUUACUUCUGCGCCUAAUUGAUAAAUCUGUGUGCACCAAACAUCCUCAGCUAAUGUUGAGAAGAACGGAAUCAGUUGUCGAAAAGAUGUUGACAAACUGGAUGGCACUUUGCAUGUAUAAUUAUUUAAAAGAUUAUGCUGGUUCAUCAUUAUUCUUACUUUUUAAAGCAAUUAAGCAUCAGAUAGAGAAAGGACCAGUUGAUGCCAUAACUCAUGAUGCACGAUAUUCUUUGUCAGAAGAACGGUUGUUAAGAGAGCAGAUUGAACAUGGAGUAGUGACGAUCCAUCUUGUGCAAGAGGAUCCGCAUUAUGAAAAGAUCCCUUAUCAAACGUACCAAACUCUCCAUGUGGUUCAGGAUGACCUCGAUGAAAAGAUUCAAUGCAAAGUUCUGGAUUGUGACACUAUUAGCCAGGUCAAAUCUAAGAUCUUAGAUGCAUUGUACAAAAACACUCCGUUUUCAAUGAGGCCAUCCAUUCAUGAAGUUGAUUUAGAAUGGAGACACGGCCGUGGAGGUCACUUAACAUUACAAGAUGAAGAUCUGACCACAAAAUCAACUGGUGGGUGGAAGAAACUGAACACGUUGGCACAUUAUGGUGUGAAGGAAUCUGCUGUCAUGUCUCUUAUUCCUCGCCAAAAUGAUAGCUUCAAUGCAAAUUGUAAACAGCCAUGUCAGAAUUGUACUGGUACAUAUUUUACAAAUUCUUUAUCACCAAUUAUUACUGCUAAUGGUGAUGUGGAAGCUGGCUCAAAUUUGAGAAUAUAUCACUUGGUUAAACCAAUUGAUGAACAUCAUUAUCAAAAUAAUAAAACAUCAGAAAGAACUCAUAAAGCAAUUCCAGAAAUAUUUUUGACGAGACUUCUCUCCACAAAAGGUACCAUCCAAAAAUUUGUAGAUGAUUUCUUCAACACAAUUUUAACAGCAAAUGAUGCAUUGCCACCUGCUGUAAAAUGGUUGUUUGAUCUUCUGGACGAGGCUGCCCGUAGGCAUAGUAUUGCUGAUCCAGAAGUAGUACAUGCCUGGAAAUCUAACAGUCUUCCAUUGAGAUUUUGGGUCAAUUUUAUCAAGAACCCAGACUUUAUCUUUGACAUUAAUAAAACAACAACAGUAGACUCAUGCUUGUCCGUGAUUGCUCAAACAUUCAUGGAUUCUUGCUCUACAACUGAACACCGUCUUGGAAAAGAUUCUCCAUCUAAUAAGUUACUGUUUGCCAAGGAUAUUCCCCAUUAUCGAGAAAUGGUGUCUCAUUUUUACUGUGACGUCCAAAUUCUACCCCAAAUCACAGAUCAAGAAAUGAGUACAGCCAUGCAGCAGUUAUCUAUUUCACAAUUGGGUGAAUUUGACACUGUAUCAGCGCUCAAGGAACUUUACAUCUAUGUUACAAAGUACAGUGACCAGAUCCUGGAUGCACUGGAUGUUGACCCCUAUUGCAAGAAAAUGCAUUUAGCACACAAAUUGGAAAAUGUGGCCUGCACUCUUGAAGGAGAGGAGACAUCAACAUGCUGACGACGAGAGUCACCUGAUCUCCUGCUGGCGGAGCUAAGCUGAGCUCCAGUGAGACAAGACUGUGAUAUGCUUCGUAACUGCAAACUGUGAUCCGGAGGCUGCAAGGCUGUAAGGCAGCAAGUGAAGUCUGCCAUGAAGCAAUUUAUUCACUGUAGGGAUCAGGUGACUGAGCCUGGGGGGGGCGGCAAGGGAGGAUCGAAGCCUGCUGAUUGCCUCCACUGGCUUAUCUUUCUUUUUUUAAGUACAAGGGCCAAAAACUUACAGGACAGCAGUCUGAAUGUUAAUUGUCAUUGUAAAAGCAAAAUAGUUUCCUAACGAUGAGUGCCUCGAAAAUGAUGCUAGAGAAAAAGUGUCAAAAAGUAUCCUUAUGAGGAUGUAGAUUUGUGGGAGGAUUUACAGAGCUAUUAUUUUAAAUCCCCGUUUUUAUAUAAAGAAAGAACACUUAGUAAACGCUGCUACAAAAUUUUAAAUUUGUAACCAUGGUAAGUUGCGGGAAAUUACUUACCAAUAUUUUGUUGGGGUUUUGUUAAAUAAGAGUAUAGGCCAGAUAGAGACUGUCCUAAGAUUGGUGUAAGUUUGUAUCAUAUGUAUAUUUCUUUAUAGCUUUGAUAACUCAACUGUUCACCAUAAUUGUGAACAGUGAAUUGGCAGCAAAGCUUUGGUAUGAAAUACCCUUCAUGCGCGUGCAGCGGCAGGCAUAGGGUGGCCAGUCCAGUGUUGAUAUUUCUGUAACUCUUGCUGCUGUCAAUGUAUGAAGAUCAUACACCUGAACACUCUCAAGUUAUUGGCACAAGACUGAACUCCCCAGUCCCAGUAUCGUUUAUGAGAGUCAUGUACUCCUCAUCACAAAAGUGAACUGCAGCAGAACUGUUGCUUUGGUUUGGGUUGGGCUAUGUUUUAUGCUUGAGUGCCAGCAUUUUCAUUGCACUGUGAAAGCUGUAGAGAUUUCCUAGUCUGAAAGUGUAGGGGGCUACAGACACGCCGCCCCCUCUCAGUAUCAAGAAGCAGCUACAUGUACUUGGAGAGGAGUUGGGACCAAGCCAGGCGCCAUGGACUGACUGACUGUUUUGAUUUCUUCUCCUUUUAUUCUAGUUUGUGUUGAGAAGACAACAGGACACAAAAUGAACUGAAUUCGAUUCAGAGAAUUCGGUACAUUCAUCCUCUAUUCUUGUUCAGCCCCAUACCUUCAUCUUAUUUCCAAUUCAGUGGAAGUAUAUUGAACAGGUUAAUUGUGUAUAUUGUUUAUGAAGUAUUCACAAAUACUAAUUCCAAGGGCACAUCCUAUAUGUUUAAUUGCUGCUCCUGGCCUCAGGCCCUUCCUGUGCUUUUCAUAUGCUGUUUGGAAUUACUGUUGAACCCAGGUGGUAUGUGAAAUUAUUCAUAUCACAAUAGCAGUGUUUGUGUUAUGUGUAUCAUUAAUUUCGUACCCAAAUUGAAUUUAAAUCUACUUCAUAUACAUGCAAUAGAACAUGGGGAAACAGUGCCACUGAACAUUUUUUGUAUUCAACCACAAUACUGUUUGUUCUGUGUCUGGGGGACAGUAGAAUUCAUUCAAAGUAUAAAACCUGUACUCUACACUCAUCCUUCCAACUGGCACAACGCAGCUACUAGCUGAUUUUCACUUUUUUGCCUUUGUAACACUCCAAGUAGAGCAGCAUGGCCCAAUGUGAGCAUAUUUGUAGAAACACCCAAUGCAUUUAUUUAGUAAAGUCCUAUUUUGGUGCCACUCUUAAGUAAUUCCAAACAAAGCCGCAAUGCAGCAUUUGAUAUUGUUUUCAAGCUGUGUCACUUAUCUUCCAACACGAAGAAAUGAUCUACUGAGUAUUGCCAGGAGGUGAUGUGUGUAUGGCAGUGUUUAUGAAUCUAGAACCAAUAGAUGACCUGUACUGGACAUUUUCUGGUUACAUAUUAUACAAUAAAAUGUUAAAUAUUUCUUAAAUGGAGUAUUUUCUUUUCAUUUAAAUGUUUUAAAUAAUGGGAAAUG
Gryllus bimaculatus (two-spotted cricket) is the source of this 6424-nucleotide messenger RNA. The record is from the annotation of a GenBank genome assembly. Lineage: Eukaryota; Metazoa; Arthropoda; Insecta; Orthoptera; Gryllidae.